This is a messenger RNA of Glarea lozoyensis ATCC 20868, 801 nucleotides long. RefSeq lists its product as uncharacterized. The record is from RefSeq and is a predicted model, not a curated record. NCBI's taxonomy places the organism in Eukaryota, Fungi, Ascomycota, Leotiomycetes, Helotiales, Helotiaceae. The transcript is spliced from 3 exons. The coding region runs from base 1 to 801 and encodes 266 amino acids.
AUGCGUAUCGAGCUUUCGAGUUCCUUUGGCUUCUCCGUGGCCAUUUGCGCCUUCAACUCGCUUGUACCCAACUCAAUAUCUUCCAAUUUCGAAGCCUUCGCCUCUCGGAUCGCUUCGUCACGUAAGAUGCCUCUCUUCGAUCCGCUUCCCGGUACCUGGCAUGCCCGAGACAUAUUUCUCGUCAUUCCUCUUCGUCGUUGUUACUUCUCCGACCACGCCUUUGGGAUCUUGUUCUGGGCUCAUCUCGAAUCUCUCCUCUUGGGUGAAGACAUCUGCGAUCAUUUCCCGAAUGUUUUCGCCCGAAAUGAUAGAAUCGCCAAGGGCCGGGUUCAUCGAGGUAGAGCUUUUCUCGGGCCUGAUGGACUUUGUAUAGUGAUCCGUGGAGAGGUCUACAACGGCGGCGACAGAACUCUAGGCGUCUCUCCUCUCAGUAUAGCUCAGAUCUUGACGCAUCCCAACUAUGGACCUUGGUUUCUCAAUCUCUGCUGCAGAGAUCGCCGCCGAUUCGACAGUGAUCACCACCGUGGCAUCAUGAACGGCACUAUUCGAGCACCUAAGGUCCCCCGACAAAUUGCCUCGUCUAGCUCAUCGGGUCCUUCUGCUUCUGGAAGAGUUGGCAAUUUUGCGAAGAACAGCGCUACGAAGAAGAAAUCCUCCAAAAAGACAUCUGCUACAUCGGCAACUACAACCAAGAUCGAUGCUCUCACUGAACCUCGUGGAACCAUCAGCCCUAUCAACCACGACUCCGGCAUGCAAGAUACGGAUACAGAUCACGGUACUUUGUUCGUUCCAGAAGAUUAA